UCACAGCAUUAUGAGUCGGCGCACAACUACGCUUCCCAGAUCUCCCGGGGGUCAAUGCGAUUGUAGUACUUCCCCGGCAUAUGGUGGCUGUGGCUUCUGUCUCGUCGCUCGCAGCUUAGGAAGAUGAACUGAGUGAGGCCAGCAAUGUUCGGAAGGUCCAGAAGUUGGGUGAGCGGCUCUGGCCGGUCCGGAUCUAGUGUCCACUCCCUAGACCGACUCAAAUACAUGUACCAUGUUUUAACGAAGAACACCACUGUCACUGAUCAAAAUCGCAAUUUAUUAGUGGAGACAAUUCGUUCCAUCACAGAGAUUCUCAUCUGGGGGGAUCAAAAUGACAGCUCUGUUUUUGACUUCUUUCUUGAAAAGAAUAUGUUUGUGUUCUUUCUAAACAUCUUACGACAGAAGUCCGGUCGUUAUGUUUGUGGGCAGCUUCUUCAGACACUGAAUAUGCUGUUUGAGAAUAUAAAUCAUGAGACCUCUCUUUAUUACUUGCUGUCCAAUAAUCAUGUGAAUUCUAUAAUUGUCCACAAAUUUGACUUCUCUGAUGAGGAAAUUAUGGGUUACUAUAUUUGCUUCCUGAAAACCCUUUCUGUGAAGCUGAACAGUCACACUGUCCACUUCUUCUACAACGAGCACACCAAUGAUUUUGCACUGUACACAGAGGCGAUCAAGUUUUUUAAUCAUCCGGAACACAUGGUUAGGGUUGCAGUUCGUAAUAUCACUUUGAAUAUUUAUAAAGUAUCAUUUAACAACCAACCAAUGCUGCACUAUAUUAGAGAUAAAACUGCUGUUCCAUACUUUUCUAAUUUGGUUUGGUUUAUUGGAAUCCAUGUUAUUGAACUUGAUAAGUGUGUCCAGACAGAUGAAGAGCACAAGAACCGGGGAACGCUCAGUAAUUUAGUGUCGCAACAUUUGGAUCACCUGAACUAUCUUAAUGAUAUUCUGAUUAUUAACUGCGAAUUCCUAAACGAUGUCCUGACAAAUCACUUGUUGAAUAGAUUGCUGCUCCCACUAUAUGUCUACUCACUAGUUAAUCAAGACCAGGGCUUUUUCCCUCUAAGUUAUUACAUGUGGCCAGAGCAUCAACCCACACUAAGAGCAACAGAACGUCCAAGAAUAAGUCCUCAAGUUGCUCUGUACCUCUUAUCACAGGUCUUUUUGACAAUCCAUUAUGCACCAUUGGUUAACUCUUUGGCUGAUGUUAUUCUAAAUGGAGACCUUUCGAUGUUUUCUUCCAAACCAGAACACAAUGUUCAGCAGGGUUCUGCAGAUUCCAGCAUUCAAUGUUUCACUAAACCCCAGGAAACGUUGGAGAAAUCCUUGGAGAUUAACAGACAGAGAGGCAGAAAGAAACACCAAAAGCGACCCAAUUACAAAAAUGUUGGGGAAGAGGAAGACGAUGAAAAGCUAUCAGAAGAUAUUCAAGAAGAGCUAGAUAAAGGGAAACCUGCAGAGAGUACCUCUAAAGGUGCCAAGGGGAGUGGAGAUACAGAAGAAAUUGAAAUGGUGAUAAUGGAAAGAUCAAAAGCAACAGAAAAAUCUUCGGUCAUAAAAGAAGAGAACACCACUGAUGAAGAAAAGAGUGCAUCUGCUGCAGGAGCCCAUGCCUCCCAAAAUAGACCCUUCCUUGACAUGGUUUACAGUACACUGGAAUGCAGUGAAGAUGAUUAUUAUACUUUGUUUGUCUUGUGUCUACUUUAUGCUAUGUCGCAUAAUAUAGGAAUAAAUCCCUCUAAACUUGAGAGAAUCCAGCUGUGUUUGCAGCCAGCAAAGGAGGACCACACUUACAACCAAGUCUUAGUUGAACGACUUAUCAGAAUAUUGAGUAAUGCAGCAAAUCCAGAUGGCAAAGUACGUUUGGCAACUUUGGAGCUUGCAUGUAUCCUCCUGAAGCGUCUUGUCCUGUUUGAAGGUGUCUGCAGCAUAAAGAAUAUCCAUUUAGCAUGCCUGGAGGGUGCAAGGGAAGAGAGUGUACACCUUCUUCGACAUUUCUACAAGGGAGAGGAGAUAUUUUUGGAUAUGUUUGAAGAUGAGUACAGGAGCAUGGCGAACAAGCCUCUUAAUGUAGAAUACUUGAUGAUGGAUGAAUCUAUAUUACUUCCUCCAACUGGAACACCAUUAACAGGCAUAGAUUUUGUUAAGCGUCUGCCUUGUGGAGAUGUUGAAAGAACUCGUAGAGCCAUCAGAGUAUUUUUCAUGUUACGAGCUUUAUUGCUCAAUCUGCGGAAAGAGCCUGAGACUCAGCUUCCUUUGACUCGAGAAGAAGACCUCAUCAAGACAGAUGAUGUUCUCGACCUCAAUAACAGUGAUUUGAUUGCAUGCACAGUGGUUAUGAAGAAUGGAGACCAGAUGCAAAGAUUUUUGGCAGUUGAUAUCUAUCAGAUGAGCCUUGUGGAACCAGACAGUAAACGACUUGGAUGGGGUGUUGUGAAGUUUGCUGGUUUGUUACAGGAUAUGCAGGUUACUGGUCUAGAAGAUGACAGCCGAGCCCUAAAUAUUACUAUCCACAAACCAGCAGCGACUCCCCAUUCCAAGCCAUUCUCUAUUCUUCAAGCUACAUUUAUCUUCUCUGACCACAUCCGGUGUAUUAUAGCUAAACAGAGACUAGCUAAAGGACGCAUUCAGGCACGACGGAUGAAAAUGCAAAGGAUAUCUGCUCUUUUAGAUCUGCCUAUUCAACCAUCAAAGGAAGUAGUGGGUUUUAGUCACACCUCUUCAUCAUCAGCUCAGCAUUUGCCCUUUAGAUUUUAUGAACAGUCUCGUCGUGUUGGAAGUGACCCUACAGUACAGCGCUCUGUCUUUGCAUCAGUUGACAAAGUACCAGGGUUUGCUGUAGCUCAGUGCAUAAACCAGCACAGUGCAUCGCCAGCACCUUCCCCAUCACUUUCUUCAAGCAGCAGCUCCAGCGGAAGCACUGGGCCUUGUGAUUCAGUCACUACCAGUCUCAUAUCAACUCCCUCAACAGUUCAGAGCCCAUCAGGUCUGGCAGGAAAGGAAGACGGCGAGUGUUUAGUCUAUCGGAGGCAGACAGUCAUGGAGGACACUGGGUUUAGACCCUCGAACGCCAGCUGUCUCAAUGAUUUUUCCCUUCUUGAUCAACCUCCAGUGACAGUUCACAGUCAAAUGGAGACCACCAAAGGGAGUCCACCAUCUUCCACCCGUAUUAGGAAGAGUUCCUUUCGAAAGCCAGACAGUGAGAUCACCAACUUGGCUCCUAGCCUGACUCCAGCACUGCAGCCAACAAUUUCAUUAAUAUCUGAUGAUAACACCGAUGCUCUCAGCGUUGAAUCUCUUACUUUGGUCCCUCCUGUUGAUCCAUACAAUAUUCACACCUUCAGUUGUAUUUUGGAAUCUUCACUGGAAUCUGUCAAUGACCUACAUAAAGAUGAAAAUGCUAAAUUUAACAUCACAGAAAAUGCUGAUGGCAACACACUAGAAGAAGUUUAUAGACUAUAACAGCAUAAUCAUUUUUUAUUUGUUUAUGUAAUUUGAAAAUUCAUAUUGUAAGCAUCAUUGAGACUUGCAAGUAAACAGAACUUAUACAUAGGAUGUUUCCUUGGGCUGGGGAAUACAGGUAGAUAUUGCCUGGAUUCCUUCCAUUACUGUCACAUAAAAGCCAUUUCUAGAUAUUAAUGCACAGCUUCUGGCCUGUUAGUGCAAAUACUACAUUCAGUCUUGCUAUUUAAAUAGUGUUCAUACUACUGUGUCAAUGGCAAAUAUUUCUAGCAGUUUGAUAUUCUUAUCAACUGUAAAAAAAAUAUUUUAUUUAUCACUUUUUAAAGCCAACAUUUUGAUAGCAUUUUUCCCCCCAUAGCUUAAACACCUAAUGCGCGCAGCUAAAAUUAGCUAUUUUUAAGGAGUAUUCCAAGGUUACAAUAUUGGGCAUAUUCAGUAAAGAACUUAGAGAAAAAGGAAAAUAGUAAUCCAUAACCAAUUAAUGAUAAUCUUCUAAUUUAUGUGACUGUACUGACUGCAUUUGGCUAAUGAACUUUGCACAUUUUCAUUGUGUAUUGCUGGCAUUCCGCCAGUGCAGUAAUCUGGUGCUCAGAAUGUCCAGAGAGCACUUUUCCUUCAAGUUGUCUAUGUUGUAUGUCAGACAUAGUUUUCAAUAGUUGUCCAUAGAGUAUUUUCUGAUUAAUGGGCCAGAUCAUGGUUAUCAAGCAUAUUGAGUAUAGAAAACCUUGAAAGAGAAAUAACUUGAAACCUUUCCAUUGUCACAGCAUAUUGGAGAUGGGGGAAAUAAAUACCCUGACCACACAGACACACGAAUGUCUUAAAGUUAAAUCUUUCAAAUUUUGUCUGUGUGUGGCAAUAUAUUUUACAUUUUAUAUGAUUUCUUUUAAAUAUUUGCCACUUAAAUUAUUUAUCAGUCAUAUAUGUUGAUGGUAAUUUAUGUUUUCAUAGAAAUCAUACAAGUUGAGAAAGUUUUUGAUUACCGAUUGAACUUCCAAUUCAUGAGCCAUAAGACAAGAGGAAUACGUUUUUGAGAAAACAAUGGGAAUUAGGAUUUGUGUUUUUUCUUUUUUUGUGGGGUUGAUUGCAUGUUGCAGAGCUAAUAAAGUUGACUUACUUCUUCUGACAAAUCAUUUUUUGUGUAAUAAAAUAUGCUGUAUAUUUUGUAAUAAAUGGCUAAAUCAGGC
Rana temporaria (common frog) is the source of this 4640-nucleotide messenger RNA. RefSeq names its product C-type lectin domain containing 16A (gene CLEC16A). NCBI's taxonomy places the organism in Eukaryota, Metazoa, Chordata, Amphibia, Anura, Ranidae. The coding region runs from base 145 to 3456 and encodes 1103 amino acids. Gene Ontology annotation, cellular component: late endosome; endolysosome membrane. Gene Ontology annotation, biological process: endosomal transport; regulation of autophagosome maturation; endosome to lysosome transport. The transcript has 26 exons. The record is from RefSeq and is a predicted model, not a curated record.